Phacochoerus africanus (Common warthog) is the source of this 5292-nucleotide messenger RNA. RefSeq names its product purine rich element binding protein A (gene PURA). Bases 1 to 969 code for a protein of 322 amino acids. Gene Ontology annotation, molecular function: RNA polymerase II transcription regulatory region sequence-specific DNA binding; purine-rich negative regulatory element binding; DNA-binding transcription factor activity, RNA polymerase II-specific. Gene Ontology annotation, biological process: regulation of transcription by RNA polymerase II. The transcript has a single exon. Gene Ontology annotation, cellular component: nucleus. NCBI's taxonomy places the organism in Eukaryota, Metazoa, Chordata, Mammalia, Artiodactyla, Suidae. The record is from RefSeq and is a predicted model, not a curated record.
AUGGCGGACCGAGACAGCGGCAGCGAGCAGGGUGGUGCGGCGCUGGGCUCGGGCGGCUCCCUGGGGCACCCGGGCUCGGGCUCGGGCUCCGGCGGGGGCGGUGGUGGCGGCGGGGGCGGCGGCGGCAGUGGCGGCGGCGGCGGCGGGGCCCCGGGGGGGCUGCAGCACGAGACGCAGGAGCUGGCCUCCAAGCGGGUGGACAUCCAGAACAAGCGCUUCUACCUGGACGUGAAGCAGAACGCCAAGGGCCGCUUCCUGAAGAUCGCCGAGGUGGGCGCGGGCGGCAACAAGAGCCGCCUCACUCUCUCCAUGUCAGUGGCCGUGGAGUUCCGCGACUACCUGGGCGACUUCAUCGAGCACUACGCGCAGCUGGGCCCCAGCCAGCCGCCCGACCUGGCCCAGGCGCAGGACGAGCCGCGCCGGGCGCUCAAGAGCGAGUUCCUGGUGCGCGAGAACCGCAAGUACUACAUGGAUCUCAAGGAGAACCAGCGCGGCCGCUUCCUGCGCAUCCGCCAGACGGUCAACCGGGGGCCCGGCCUGGGCUCCACGCAGGGCCAGACCAUUGCACUGCCCGCACAGGGGCUCAUCGAGUUCCGCGACGCUCUGGCCAAGCUCAUCGACGACUACGGAGUGGAGGAGGAGCCGGCCGAGCUGCCCGAGGGCACCUCCUUGACUGUGGACAACAAGCGCUUCUUCUUCGAUGUGGGCUCCAACAAGUACGGUGUGUUUAUGCGCGUGAGCGAGGUGAAGCCCACCUACCGCAACUCCAUCACCGUGCCCUACAAGGUGUGGGCCAAGUUUGGACACACCUUCUGCAAGUACUCGGAAGAGAUGAAGAAGAUCCAAGAGAAGCAGAGGGAGAAGCGAGCCGCCUGUGAGCAGCUCCACCAGCAGCAGCAGCAGCAGCAGGAGGAGACCGCCGCUGCCACCCUGCUGCUGCAGGGUGAGGAAGAAGGGGAAGAAGAUUGAUCAAACUGGCAAAAAAAACCCCACACACAUGCAUACACACACACACACACACACACACACACAGAGCCACAACAGAGAAAAUAUACUGUAAAGAAAGAGAGAAAAUAAAAAGUAAAAAAGUAAAAAAAAAAAAAAAAAACUCUUAACUCCAAGGGAGCACCACCCACAGAACCUCCACCAACUGACAGUUUCUCUUCUUGACUUGCCACCCAUCGCUGGAUGUUGUCCACUUUAUCCACCAUAUAAAACAGUAAGCAGCUGCUAAAAACAAAAAAAAAAAAACAAAAAAAAUACAAAAAGUAAUAACAUUAUAUGAACUGUGUUUCCUACUUGAUUAAAAAAUAUAAAGAACUGAGUGUUUAUUUCCCUAAUUAACCAAGAACUUUUGUACACGUUUAAGCUAUUAUUAUUAAAAGUGUUUGCAAAAUGGUCAAGAUUAUAAUAUUGCUGAAUUAUAUAAAAGUCCUUUUCAUGUUGAGCUAACAUUUGACUUUAGCACAAAAAAGAGAUAUUUUAGAACACGUAAAAUAAUAUUUUUAGUUUUUCUCAUUUUGUUACCAAAUUUCAAACCUUACAUGGAGGUUAUUAUAGUAUAUUUGACACCCUAUAUACCUGUGAUUAGAGAUGUGUAUAUAUAUGAGGGCUAGGCAUGCUGUGUGUCUGAGCUUUGUCUAAAUGUUAUGCAGAAGUUUGUAGAGUUAAAGGUACGUAGGUUUAAUUCAUGCAAGGUAAACAAUAAGUGCUCUCUUUUAUACAAUAUGCAUUGCAUCUGGACCUUAAACAUAAAAAAAUGGUCAGUGAAACUUCUGUGAACAUGAAGAAAUUAUUAAAAAAGGCAUUUAAAUGAAAUUUGCUAAGUUGUGAUUUUUAUGGUUGGAACCAAAGUUAUUCAAAUAGUGAAAGAAAAAAGAGAAAGAAAAGGAAAUCUCCCAUAAUAUUUUUCUGCAUCUGUUUGCUUUGACUGAGUAGGCGUUUUGUCAUUAUUGUGUAUAUGAGAUGUACUUGUAUUGUUCAUAAUAUAUUUUUUUUAUUAUGUGUAGAAAGAUUUUAAAAACUAACGUGCAGCAAUUUCCAGUGAACCUGUUCUUGGACAUCAGGUAGUGAGUCUAUUUGUGGUCACUAGCACUGUCUCCUAAACUUGUAAGAAGUCUGAAGCUACCCUUUGAUUUUUGCCAGUGCUAUUAACUUAUGUAGACCUGUUAAAAAGCAGAGCAACACAAUUAUAGUUAUCCUACUGAGCCAUGGAUUCUGAGCUUCAUUUUAAAAGUGAAAGCCAAGUUGGUGUAUGUAAAGGAUUUCCAUGUAGCUGUGGUGCUAGUUAUUACUGGCUACAUUAUAUGCUAAUGUAUUUGUGUUCCCCAAGUGUACAAGCCUUUUAUCAAAAGUAUGUUCUCUAACUCAUAUAUUCAAGGUGUAGGGUAUGAAAAUGCAAAGCUUAGGAGAGCACUUUACAAAGCUGGUGUCCUCCAAACUGAAAUUGUUUGUAACGAUAGUCUUUUACAGGUUUUCAUUUAAAGAUGUUCGUGUGCUUUUAAUUGACAACUAACUUCUUGCUGCUGUAUAGUAAAAUAUUAAUAUAUUUUUAUCAUUAAACUGCUGCAUGACUAUCAUCUUUGAGUGAAGAGAAAAUGUUAUAAAAAAAAGAUGCCUUAAACAGUACAUUUUGGUUUGGAAUUCUGUAGAAAGUAUUUUGGUUUAAAAAAAAAAAAAAGGAUCUUGUCUGACAUAGAGAGUUCUGGGGAUGGAAUUGUUUUCUUGGCAAAUCCAGCCGUGUAGAUCUAACUGCUGUAUGUAGAAGACACCACCUGUAGGAGCUGGAAGGGAUCAUGCUUCUCACAUUGUAAAGCAUUGGCCUAGGAAGGUGAAAAAGUUGUCUUUUUGAAGGAUUUUUUUUUUUCUGCUGGUUCUUUGGGUUUUGAGUUGGUAUUUUUAAGCUCCCUGGUUGAGUGUGUUGUCUUUGUUUUUGAGAUCUACUGUAUGUGUUGAAUAACAAGCUAUUUCCAUUGUACUGUGCAUUUUCCCAUUAAAUUGUUUGCUUUUAAUAUUCAUACAAUGUUAAAUAUGAGGUGACCGUAAAAUAGUUAGGAGUUUCUUUACUUACAAAAAUCACUGGAAAUGAUUAAAUUGCUUUUCCCCUUCCCCCAAGGUGCAUUUUUCUUUCCAUAUAGUAAAGUUGAGCUUCUACAGUGCAUAAUGUGACAUUUGGAAUGCUUAUCAACUGCAUGUAAACAUUAAUAACCUGCACUUUUUUGUCUUAAGGUUUGUUGAGCUGUUUUGUUCACUGUACUUUAACUGUGAUAUGGAAAAGACUGCAUUCUCUGUGCUGUUACUAGUUAGGAAAGAGAAUUGCUUUGAUUUUGUCUCUUGUUUACUAUAGCUUCUUAAAGUUAAGCCUUGUACUACAGGUUGUUGGAGUACUCCUAGAUCAGUGUUUCAUGGUAGCCAGCAAUAAGUAGUGCAAGUCAACAAAAACACAGCAAACUUAGGCAAAGUGUCCUUUCUUUGAGAUGCGAGUUCUUUCAUGAGGUUUUCUUUAGGGUCCGAGUUACCUAAAGUGAAGCCUUUCUUGCCUAUAGACUCCAGAUUCUGCUUGGAAUCCUACCGGAUCAAGAAGCACAUGCAUUGUGCAAUUGUCUUCACACUAUAACAGUUAAACACAAUCUUACUAAGAUUUUGAAACCAGUGUCUGAUUUAUGGUCAGUGGGUUUAAAAAGAAAUCCACAUGCAGAUCUUUUAAGACUUAAGACGUGAUCAUAGAAAAGACUAUUGACUGUAAAGAUGCUCUUUUUUUGCAUCUCACUUUACCUCCCCAAGUAUCCUCCCAACCUUCCCUUCUCCCCUCUCCUGCUACUUCCUUUUCUCACCCCCCACCCCAGGUGCUCGGUACUUUACCAUGGUUCUAUAUCUCAGUGUUUUAUGUUGGAGUUUUUCCUUGUUUUUAUUUUACUAGUUGGUGAACCCUGUUUGUGUUGAAACAAAAAAAGGAAAUGGUAUAUUUGACCAUAUGUGUUAUUCAUAGAAGACAGUAUGAUCAAAUGUGCCAAAACCAAGUAAACAAAACUUAAUUUGUGACAAGUAUGCCUUAUUUUUAAUGAUCUGCUUUUGUCUUACAAUUAAGGUCCAAGAGCUUGGUUAAACUAUAUUAUUUGCCUAAGUAUAAAAGAACACUUGAAAUGCAUUGCGUUCUUUAAAAUGAGAGACACUGUCAAGUAAUUUAAUCCAGAGAUCAGCCACCAGAUUUGAAAUGCCCAUAUUAUGUGUGUGUGUGUUUGGUGUUGUUCGUUUUGUUUUGUUUUUGUUUUUGUUUUCCUUUUAAGUCACCAAAUCUUUUUUAAAGAUACUUUUUAUUUGUGCCUCCUAUUUAUAAUGCUGAUGUUGGAAGCAGCAGUCAUCCAACCACAGAGGGAGCUAAAGUUAACUAACCAGAACUGUAGAAAUCAUUAUACAUGCCUUUGACAACAAAGGAAGUUCACAAGAAAAGUCAUGUUGGCUUUUCCUCCACUAGAUACAGGUUGGAGGUAGAUGAAUAUUUGCCAAAUGGAAAAAAAAAAAGGACAGUGUGAGUCAGGAAAGACAAACUUUUCCAGCUUCUCAAAAGCCAUGGAGAGUAGAAACCAAACCCAACAGGGAAAUAAAAAACCUUGAAAGUCUCACUUUCUAGUUGUCCCAUGCAGGGGUUGAAGUUUGACUCAGAGUAGAAAAUAUAUCAAUGUGUUUUUUAGAUCUUCACAUUUAGAGAUGGAUAACUAUUCCAGUUUGAUUUUUCAGGUAAUGGAGAAAGCUGCUAGUAAUUUUAACCCCUGCCUAAAGAAGACAAAUAAUUUCAUUUGGGAGCAAAUACUUGUUGCCUUGAAAAAUAGCACUGUAAUAGCCUAUGAUAUAAUUAGUUAUAGAAUAACCUUUAUCCCUUUUAAACUAUGCAAAUUAUUAAAUAAUGUAAAUUAGGACUCGAUUAAAGAUAGUUGAUUAUAUUGCAAUCAGAUGGCAUUCACAAACUUAACUGGAGCAUAUACAGAUAAAAUCUAUUAGUCUAAGUUUUGUAUGCUAACAGAAAAAUAUAAUUUAGCUACCUAUUCUAAAAAUGGUGAAUAUUAUUAAUAUUGUACUAUAGGACUGGGAAGACUGCCUCCUUUUUUGAAGAGAGAGAGAUUAAGGAUUUUUAUAAUUGUUUUUCAUCAAAUUUUAAUAUUUUUGUCAAAUUUUUAGUAUUUAAUUUGUAAAACAGUUUGCUUUGUACUGGCAUACAGAAAAUAGGGUAUUGAUUUUAAACUUUUUGAAGCCAAGUGAUCAAGUACAUUUGUAAUAAAAGUCAAUGGAUAUAUA